CCUUUUUCUUUGCUAAUUUUAAUACAAUUUUAAAAUAAAACUUUCAUUUUCUCUACAUAAUUUAUAUAUUAAUUGUAAGGGAUUUGCAAAAGCUAACUCUCCAAUUGGUGACUUGAGUGUUCUUUUGCAAUUCAGGAAGCUUCAUAUAUCUAGGCUUCUGAUCUUCAAACAUCAAAAAAAAAAAAACAUAAUGGCUUCUUCUCUCAUGGUUCUUCACAAGUUUACUCUUCUCUUCCUCCUUGCUUCAACUGCAUUUCUUUCACCAUCUUUUGCAGGUAGACGAUUCAAGUUUAUGAAUAAGUUGGCGAACCAAGUGGACAUGUCUUUUUAUGAGGAAGUAAGCAAACCAUCAAAGCAGGUGGAUGAAGCAAGCAUGAUCCACGAAAGGCUUCUGCGAGCAAACACAAAAGACUAUGGAAACUAUGAUCCUGCACCAGCUCUUGGUAAACCUCCUUUCAAGCUCAUACCAAACUGAAGGGUUUUAGUCAUGAAGGGGUGAGUGAGAGUCCAAGCACUGGCUGGCUAGAUAUAUAUAUUAUUAAAUAAAAGAUGAUAUAUAGAGCUUUCUACUAUAAUACAUACGUAAAGUUUUGAAGUCUAAAGAUAUGUUUUAUAUAUAUAGUUUCGUCAGGAGACAGUAUGGCUGUAUGUCUAAAUUAUAUGUAAUUAACUACGUACAUACGUAUAUGCAAAAUAAUAAAUAUUGUCUGUUUAUGUCUUUAC
Messenger RNA from Manihot esculenta (cassava), 723 nucleotides. RefSeq names its product protein CASPARIAN STRIP INTEGRITY FACTOR 1-like. NCBI's taxonomy places the organism in Eukaryota, Viridiplantae, Streptophyta, Magnoliopsida, Malpighiales, Euphorbiaceae. The record is from RefSeq and is a predicted model, not a curated record. Bases 191 to 475 code for a protein of 94 amino acids. The transcript has 3 exons.